Corticium candelabrum is the source of this 2466-nucleotide messenger RNA. RefSeq lists its product as uncharacterized. The record is from RefSeq and is a predicted model, not a curated record. The coding region runs from base 68 to 2392 and encodes 774 amino acids. Lineage: Eukaryota; Metazoa; Porifera; Homoscleromorpha; Homosclerophorida; Plakinidae. The transcript is spliced from 28 exons.
GUUGCUACGGUGACACCUCACAUCUUCUACAUUGUAGAGCAUCUCGCUCGUUUCGUUCUUCGCAAAUAUGAUGCCGUCAAUCGUAGACGAUUUUGAAGAAUCCGAAAAAGAAGACCGACGACCGUUGUCUCCGGUCAACGAGGCUGUUGUGAGACCGCCAAGGACUCUAGAUGAUGCGUUGAAAAUUCUGUUGCCUCGAAUGCAACCACAGAAGGGAAUCUCAGGAUUAACAGUAGAAGAUCAACAGGCGUUUGUUCGCGUUAUAAUUGGAGAGGCAGCUGGUUAUUGGCAAAAUUUAGAGAAACCGAUUGCUUAUCCAUUCUUGACACUCUCUGAGAACAGAGAAUUACACAGAAUGGUGGCUGUUGAGUUUCUUUCUGUUGCUGUUAGUCUCUUCAACUCAUAUAUUGCCAAACCAUUGACUCUUCAACAGCGGAAGGUUUUUGACAGCACAGCUAAUGCAACUCGAUUGAAAGCUCUACUUGCGGUUGAAGCAAACAGAGAACUUAACGUUUCAUUAAUUUGUCGCCGUUGUUUAACAUUAUUGAAAUCAGACUCAACAAUCGGCAAAAGCAGAACAACUACUGUUCGUGUUGCUGUUGGUGCAAAACAUGAAGAGACAGUGUCAGAAGAAGUUGAGAGGAGACGAGCUAUUGCUAACGAAAUUAAGGAUCUCACACAGCGCAUGCCAACCAUCACCUCUUUCAGACUAGCUGAAGUUGAAUCUCACAAACAAGAGCAACAACGAAGUUCUGAAAGUCAUCAGUUGCACAAAGGAGAGGAAUUAGAAAAAGAGAUACAACACUUUCCACGGCUAGUGAAAGAAGAGUCUUCUUCUCUAUUGGUGGCAAUGAAGGACGAACAUGAAAUUGAGAAAGCUAUUGAAGGCAGUCUUCACGGUUUCUCUAGCACGGACAUUGCAAGUAAAUCCGAAGGAGAGGAUCAUUUGUUGGAUGGUGAUGUACAAGACACUGAUGUGUUACGCAAGAUAGAGGCACCUUUAACCUGCAAAAAACCGAUGGUUAAAAGUUCUACUCCAGUUGUAGAAACAGCCAGAAUCGAUGACCUACCCAUUCUACUGCAAGCUGUUGGUCAAUGGAGUGGUUUAAUAUCCUCCAGGAAGUCUCGGGAUUCUUCCAGACACAGAGGAAAAGAUGAUGAAAAAUCUCAAAUAGAUGAUGACAAUGACGAAUCUCAAACAGAUGAAGAAAAAGAUGAUGGCAUGGAAAACUUUAAUGAAGUAUCUUUAAGAGACAAGGAAAAAAAGGAUGACACAAAAAAUGACAUCUCUUCAUCAAAUGAGGAGACUACUACUAAUGAUAAGCCACAUGUACAGCCAGCUGUAGUUACAACUCGAAUUCCAGAUUUGUACAAACAUGUUGUCGAUGUUGUUCGGAUGUCAGAUGUCAGGGUUUCAGAAAGGAUACCUAAAUCUUGUCUCCUUCUGAAGCCUUGUGGUCUAAUUUACAAUGAGCUGCUGGGAGAGAUUUCUCCCGAAGAAGUAAAAUUAAUGGACAGAAAUUUGUAUCGUGGAGAAGAAAUUAAACAUGUUUAUGAGGAAAUUAUGCAGACAGUAGAAGAUGAGCAUUUGAUUUAUGACAAGGAUGAGAUUAUUGAGCCUACUGCUGAGGGCAAGAUUAAUAUCAAUGAUAUGUUCAGCUCUGUGACAUUACACCAUCGUCGUAGUCGUCGUAUCAUAAAUGCAGAUCUUCGUCAUGCACAGCAUCCGCCAUGGUCUGGCAAGGAUCAACAAGAAUGGAUUAUGAGCAAUCAGUAUAAUGGCCCUCUUCCAUCAGAGUACAUGAAAACACAUUCAUUACUUUUGGUACCAUCAGAAAUGCUACGAAUAUCACGUCAAUAUGAAUAUUGGAGGUUAUGGUGGAAAUCAACAAUUAACACAGACGAUUUUCUAAAAUUUGUGGCACGAAAAGAGUCUGACUACCUUCAUCACAUAUUUCAUCUAUAUGAAUCAGAAGGUGAUGACUCAGAAGAUGAGGAAAUUGCAGAGCAGAGGAAGGCAGAAGAAGAACAGCGAAAAUCAAAAGCAAGGGAGAGACAGAAAAAAGUUGAACAGUUGAAAAUCAAAAAGCAAGGCUUUACAAAAGGCAUGUGGAAUGUAAAUACAAUAGCAAUGGGAGGUCUUGGUGAAGAGCCAGAACUUGAAGGUGCAGUCACAGUGAAUUUUACACACUUCUAUUUAGACAUCUCAAGGUCACAGUGCAUGUCUGUGAUGAUGGUGUACUGUAUAGUCUGUAGUAUAGCAUGUAUAGGUUAUCGUAUGAUUAGCGUGCUAAAUGGCUUUUACCAGCAAAGGGGCGGGGUUAUCACUCAAGGCAAAGCCAAGGGCUGUAACCCCGCUCUGACUGCUGGUAACAGUCCUAAAGCACGCUAGUCAUACGAUAAGUAAUUUUACAUGUACCAUUGUCACGUGACAUGUAUAAAAUAUAAGUGAGACUGUGAUAUUAG